AUGGCGGCCGAGCUCGCCCGCAUCAUCGCAAAAGACGAUGUCGUCAUCUUCUCCUACGGCGGAUGCCCGUACUGCAGGAGGGUCACGAGAGCGCUGGACGCCGCGGGAGUUCCCUACAACGAGGUAGACUACGACGACUGCGACGACGGCGAGGCCGUGCGGGCCGAGAUCAGGGCCACGCACAAGCAGAGGUCCGUCCCCGCGGUGUUCGUGAAGGGGAAGUUCGUCGGCGGAUGCAACGACGGACCGGAGCCGUGGAUGGGUGUUCUCCCCUUGCUCAACUCAGGCAAGCUCACGGAGUGGAUUCGCAACGGCGCCGCCGAGGCUUGA
Messenger RNA from Micromonas commoda, 330 nucleotides. RefSeq names its product glutaredoxin family protein. The transcript has a single exon. The record is from RefSeq and is a predicted model, not a curated record. Bases 1 to 330 code for a protein of 109 amino acids. Gene Ontology annotation, biological process: cellular response to oxidative stress. NCBI's taxonomy places the organism in Eukaryota, Viridiplantae, Chlorophyta, Mamiellophyceae, Mamiellales, Mamiellaceae. Gene Ontology annotation, molecular function: glutathione disulfide oxidoreductase activity. Gene Ontology annotation, cellular component: cytoplasm.